This is a messenger RNA of Perkinsus marinus ATCC 50983, 2400 nucleotides long. RefSeq names its product 26S proteasome regulatory subunit RPN2, putative. Lineage: Eukaryota; Perkinsozoa; Perkinsida; Perkinsidae. Bases 101 to 2353 code for a protein of 750 amino acids. Gene Ontology annotation, cellular component: proteasome storage granule; proteasome regulatory particle, base subcomplex; nucleus. The record is from RefSeq and is a predicted model, not a curated record. Gene Ontology annotation, molecular function: enzyme regulator activity. The transcript has 21 exons. Gene Ontology annotation, biological process: proteasome-mediated ubiquitin-dependent protein catabolic process; regulation of protein catabolic process.
GCCGACAGCGAAGCGCAGCAGUCUGUCAGACGGUCUCGGCAUGUGAUGACUCAAGUUGUCGGAUGGUGGUGACACUGGGGUGACAGAGGGAGAUGUGAAGAUGGAGAAGGCUGAGGCCCCUGCUGGUGAUAAGAAGAAGGAGUGCAUUGCGAACAUAAAGAAGAUUCUCGCUGGCGAUGCCCAGACUGAUUUGAACCUCGAGUUUCUCUAUCGUAACUCUGCGACGGACUUGCUGCUACUGGACGCGAUCAAGGCGAACCAGCCUGAUGAGAGGAACUCGAUUACCCACAACGGCAUCGUCCUCUGCCAUGCCCUCAUGCAAUGCGGCACCACCAGCGACACUUUCCUCCGUGCCAACCUCGAGUGGCUUGGCAAGGCAGUCUACUGGGCUAAGUUCACAGCUACUGGUAGUCUUGGAGUCAUUCAUAAGGGACAUCUCCGCGAAUCCCGCUCGAUCCUUUCGACCUACCUCCCUGCUGCUACUGGUGCCGGCUCGGGAGGUGAGGGUGCUGCUGCCGGUGCUGGUGCAGGAGGAGGAGCGCAGAGCCCUAGCCCAUACAGUGAGGGUGGUGGACUGUACGCCCUUGGGUUGAUCCAUGCCAAUCAUCAUACGGAGGAGAUAGUCAGCUACCUCAGGGAAAUGUUGCAACAGUUUUCGGGCAGCGAGGUGCACCAAGUGGGGGCUUGCCUUGGCCUGGGACUAACUUCAAUGGGGAGUGCCGACCCUGUAGUUUACGAGGAUCUCAAGAAUACGCUAUUCCAAGAUAGUGCAGUGUCGGGAGAGGCCGCUGGAUACGGCAUGGGGUUGGUCAUGACGGGCUCGGGUGAUGAGACGGCAGUGAAUGACUUGUUGAGCUAUGCUAAGGACACGAGUCAUGAGAAGAUUAUCCGAGCGUGUGGUAUGGCAUUGGCGUUAAUACAGUUCCGUCGUGAGCAGGAGGCAGAGCCCGUCAUCGAGCAGAUGGCCAACGAUCAAGAUGCUAUACUCCGCUACUGCGCUAUGUUCAUGACUGGCUUGGCUUACUGUGGUACAUCCCGAUCGGCGGCAAUACGUCGGCUCCUGCACUUCUCGGUAUCGGAUGUCUCGGAUGACGUCCGUCGAGCCGCUGUUAUAUCCCUCGGUUUCGUCCUAUGUAACAGUCCGCAGAGGCUACCUGCUGUACUGCGCCUGCUCAGUGAGAGCUAUAAUCCCCACGUCCGGUAUGCUGUGUGUCUGGCAAUCGGCUUUGCGUGCGCCGGACAGGCCGAUUCCAAUCCUGAUGCUGUUAAACUGUUGGAGCCUCUUCUGAAGGACCGUACGGACUUUGUUCGUCAAGGGGCUGUAAUUGGCAUGGGCUUCCUGUGUAUGCAAACUAGUGCGGCUCAAGCCAACGGUGUGGCGACGAGAUUUAGAGCUGAGCUUAUGAAGAUAGCAACUGAUAGACAUCAGGACGUAUCUGUGAGAUUUGGAGCCAUCGUGGCAUUCGGUAUCAUGGAUUGUGGUGGCCGUAACGAGACGGCAUCCUUCUUCAGCAAAGCGGGGACUCUGAGGAUGGGUGCUGCUGUUGGUUUCGCAUUAUUCGCCCAGAUGUGGUACUGGUAUCCUCUCAUCCUAUGUCUAAGUCUGAGCUUCUCCCCAACGGCUCUUAUUGGUCUCAAUGAGGACAUGAAGAUGCCUAAGAUGUUUGCAGUGCAGAGCCUCGCUAAGCCAUCGCACUUCGCGUACCCCUCGCCAACUCAGCCUACGGCCAAGGUUGAUACUAAAAAGUCAACGGUGUCAGUGAAGUUAUCUACUGCUCAUAAGGCUGGCAAGAAGCCGACUACGGCCACUAGGGCGGGCAAGGCUAAACAAGCGACCUCGGUGGUGGCCAAGCCGACGUCGGAGAACUCUGGUGUAGCUGGUGAGGGGCUUAAUACGGCGUCUGAGGAGUCCGGGGCGGUCCCUAUGGAUGUCGAUAAGAAGACUGAAGAGGCUAGCAAGGCUGAGACUAGUGAGACUACUGAGCAGACACUGUAUAACCCCUCUAGAGUGGUGCCAGCGCAAGAGUCGAGCAUUCGAUUCUAUCAAGCAGGAGAGAUGAUGCCACCUAGAGGUGCUAGGAAGGAGCAACAGAAGGUUCGUUAUUUGCCUGUGUUAUCGGAUGGCAGUCGCACGUCUGGUUUCCUUAUGCUUGACGACAUAUUCCCUGAAGAGGCUGAGGAGAUACUCACCUUUGCGGACCAGACGGCUGCUCCAGUGGACAAGAAGGAAGGAGACUCCAAUGAAGGGGGAGGUGCGAAACCGAAGACUGCUGACACACCUGAAGACGGCGGAUCCAAGCCUUCCGGAGAGGCGCAGCCUCCGGCGAGUUUCGACCUCCCAGACACUUUCUAAUACUACUUAUGAUAAUGAACAGUGUUGCUGUGAUGAGAGUGAACUUC